AGCAAUUCUCUGUUGGUCCCAGACAGUCUGCGAAGCACAGAUAAACGCAGAAAUGGCCCUGAAUAUACCAAUGACAUAAAAAAGAGAAAGGUGGAUGAUAAGGAUUCCAGCCACUAUGACAGUGAUGGGGACAAGAGUGACGAUAACUUGGUUGUAGAUGUAUCCAAUGAGGAUCCUUCCUCCCCAAGGGCUAGUCCCACUCAUUCACCACGUGAAAAUGGUAUAGAUAAAACCCGCUUGCUGAAGAAAGACGCCUCUAGCAGUCCAGCAUCUACAGCCUCUUCAGGAAGUUCUACUUCUCUCAAAUCCAAAGAAAUUAGUCUGCAUGAAAAAGCCAGCACGCCUGUUCUGAAAUCCAGCACACCAACUCCUCGAAGUGAUGUGACAACCCCAGGCACUAGUGCAACUCCAGGACUUCGUCCGGGCCUUGGCAAGCCUCCAGCAAUGGACCCUCUGGUUAACCAAGCUGCUGCAGGUUUGCGGACACCAUUGGCAGUACCAGGACCAUACCCUGCUCCAUUUGGAAUGGUACCUCAUGCUGGCAUGAAUGGAGAGUUAACCAGCCCAGGGGCAGCCUAUGCCAGUCUGCACAAUAUGUCACCCCAGAUGAGUGCUGCUGCUGCUGCAGCUGCUGUGGUUGCCUAUGGAAGGUCUCCUAUG
Molecule: messenger RNA, 660 nt
Organism: Mesitornis unicolor (brown roatelo)
Lineage: Eukaryota; Metazoa; Chordata; Aves; Mesitornithiformes; Mesitornithidae
Product: transducin-like enhancer protein 1
Exons: 5
Biological process (GO): negative regulation of canonical Wnt signaling pathway; regulation of DNA-templated transcription
Cellular component (GO): nucleus; transcription regulator complex
Molecular function (GO): transcription corepressor activity
Source: RefSeq, a predicted model, not a curated record